This is a messenger RNA of Alternaria infectoria, 4647 nucleotides long. RefSeq lists its product as uncharacterized. The transcript has 4 exons. The coding region runs from base 1 to 4647 and encodes 1548 amino acids. Gene Ontology annotation, cellular component: vacuolar membrane; GATOR1 complex. The record is from RefSeq and is a predicted model, not a curated record. Gene Ontology annotation, biological process: negative regulation of TORC1 signaling; positive regulation of autophagy. NCBI's taxonomy places the organism in Eukaryota, Fungi, Ascomycota, Dothideomycetes, Pleosporales, Pleosporaceae. Gene Ontology annotation, molecular function: GTPase activator activity.
AUGGAAGCCAUUGCAGGACUUAGUCUUGCUGCCAACAUCCUACAGCUUAUAGACUUCACAGCGAAAGUCUUAUCGACUGGAAACCAAAUUCGCCAGGCAGGUUCUACCGUACAGAACUCGGAAUUAGAACGGGUGGUUGGGGACGUCACGAAUCUGAAUGAACGCAUUACAUUAUGGGCUCGUCCCAAUCCGGCCAUUUCAGGCCCAUUGGCUCAGGGCAGCCAGGCACUCGAGGAUUUGGCUGCUGAGUGUACGAAGAUUGCUCGGGAACUCAUCGCCGAACUCGAGUCGUUGCGAUGUUCCAAAGACGCGGCCAGAUACAAAACGAUUCUCAUCGCCCUAAAAGCAUCUUGGAAUGCGGGAAAGAUCGAAGAUAUCCAAUCUCGACUUCGGAUCAUGCGUGAAGAGCUUCAAUUCCGCAUUCUGGUGUCCAUCAGGGACGACCAAUUGCAAGGUCUAGAUGAAUCGAGUCGGACGGCGAUCCAGGGCAUAGUGGAGAGUAACAAACAACUUGGCACGGCAAUAACCUCACAAACCGAAAGGAUUAUACACCGACAAGAAGUCGACAGCUCUUUGGCAUCGAUACGUCACAAAGAGGUCUUACAUACCAUCGCCAAUCAACGAUUAGAAAAGUACAGCAUCAAGGAUGUCCCACGCGCAAUCACGAAUAAGCUAUACUUCGCCCGGAAAGACGACAGGUACGAUGAUAUCGUGACUGCGCAUCAGAACACCUUCAACUGGGCACUGGAGAGUAGAGAUUCCUCAAGCUGGCCAAGCCUCGCAGAUUGGCUUCGUCAAGAUGGUGGGGUGUAUUGGAUCAACGGCAAGGCCGGGUCCGGAAAAUCAACGUUGAUGAAGUAUCUCUAUCAAGAUCCCCGGUUUAUGGACUCGCUAAAUCUCUGGGCUGGAGGCGAUCGUCUCAUAGUUGCUGACUUCUACUUUUGGAGUUCGGGUGCUGAGAUCCAAAGGUCGCAAGAAGGCCUCUUUCGUUCACUACUUUGGCAAGUGCUCGAUCAGAACAUAUCCUUAGCCUCUACGCUAUUUGCGGAACAGUAUCUCCUCGAUGCUGAAUGGGACGAAUUCCCAACAUUCCACCAGCUUCGGCGAGCAUUUGGGAGGCUCACCAGUCACCCUCUUACAUCCACGAAGAUUGCAAUAGUAGUCGACGGACUGGACGAAUUCGAUGCUCAACGUAUCUCGAUGACUGAGCUUGGCGAGAUGUUCAUCACUGCCACAAAAAAUGGUAAAAUCAAAGCCCUUCUGUCGAGCAGGCCCCUCACGGAGUUCACGGAUUGUUUCGCUAGUCAGCCACAACUGCAGCUCGAGCAGCUCACUCAUAACGAUAUCGCAAAGUAUGUGGAUGACAGCUUGUCCGUACAUCCUCAGAUAGUGUACCUGAAAGUCACUUACAAAGACGACACCAAUGCCCUUGUGGAGGAGAUCGUCAGCUCAGCCUCUGGCGUUUUCUUAUGGGUCAGACUUGUAGUGAAAUCUCUCCUCCAAGGUUUACAGAAUGGCGACAAGAUCGAAGACCUUCAAUCACGACUCCAGGAAUUACCGAAGGGUCUUGAAGCGCUUUUCGCCCACAUGCUGAGUAAUGUACCUCCCUUGUACAAGUCGCAAGCCGCAUGCAUAUUUCAAAUCCUUCGGUGCAACGACGAAGGCCACCAGCAGUCGUCUAUAAUGGGAAGAAUUUCUGCAAGGCCACUGUCCGCUGUCAGAUUGUCGUAUGCAGAAGCCAAAACCAAGGAGAUCAUGAGUGCAGAAAUCUGUCCCUUGUCAGAUGAAGAACUCGAAAAGAUCGAGAUCACCACGGACCGUCGACUCAGAAGCCGUUGCGCAGGUCUCCUAGAGCUCCGGACGCGAGUCAAGUCCCAGAAAGAGCACACAGGUCGGGACGAAUCACGCCAGGUAAAACAAAUAAGCACCAAGGACGUUGUGUAUCUUCACAGGACUGUUGCUGAUUUUUUAUACAAGAAAGAGGUCUGGGACGAUCUGGUGACCCAAACAGAAGGACGGAAGUUUCACGCCUCCCUGGCUGUGUUACAAUCAUUGAUCAUGGAAGUCAAAAGAAUCAAUCUAGCAUGGCAGCAACCUGCCGAUCGCAAGGUUCCCUGGGGACUUGUGAUAGAUACACUGUUGUUCGCGCGACUUGCAGAAUCGAAUACCCAGAUGAGCUCUCGGAAGCUCCUGGAUGAGCUUGAUAGAGCAAUGACAACUUACUUCCCAAACAAUGUAGGGGAAUGGAAAGAGGAACGAUACGAAGGGGCGACUUGGUGCGACACAUGGGAGGAGGAUUACUCGAGGCCUGCUCCCUGGCAUGAUAACUUCAUGUCCCUGAACGUCAGAUUCGGUUUGACUUUGUACGUCCAAGACACCGUCCGUGCAAAAGGCCAGCUUUGUUUGGACAAACGUGGUAGGCCACUGCUCGACUAUGCGUGCAGACCUGAGCCGCAAUAUGGACACUGGUCAGACUUUAGUGACCCUGAUCUCGUUCAGACUCUCUUGCUAAACGGUGCUGACCCGAACUUCAAAUUCAACGGGUUCAGUGCCUGGCAAAAUUGUCUUUUUACGCCGAUCGAAAACCCCGUCAAAUGGGUGUCCAUACUGAAACUCUUACUUCUACAUGGGGCGGAUGCCAAUGCACGCAUCGAAACAUAUAAAGAAGGCAAGAAAACUGCACUGGUUGUCGUCCAGGCGAACUUCGAUAAAUUCUUGGCUGGGGAUGUCGAGGCUACCAAGCGGAUGAAGGAGCGCUUCGCGUCUCGUAGUGCAACAGUACCUUAUUUUCCAGUGUCUGAGAAAACACUAGCUCAGCUGAAGUUGGAUGUUAUCGAGUUGAAGGAACUAAUCACCAACCCUAGAGCAGUGCAAGGCAAGGUCGGAGACAGGAGUUCGAAGAAACUUGGUGAACGGGUGACGCGAUUUGUAAAGCGGAAUCGCGUCCUCCACCAGGUGCCCGCAGGCGCCAUAAUACCGUCCAACCUCCCGUCGGCGCUCCCCACACCACUGUUCACCUUUCCCUCGGUCACGCAAUUCCUCAUACCCACACAACAGUUCUGCGACCGCCUACUCACUUUCUGCAUCAACCACAAUCGCGUCAUCGGAUACCCUGUUUGCAUAAGAGAAGGGAAAUACAGUAGAAAUGAAUUCAUAUUCAACUUCGCGAUCGUGAUAGGCGAAAAUGAGCGCGACUGGGCGUGCUACGGCGAAGUCGUGAGGAAGCUGGGACGCUUGUUGAGAGGCCUAGAAGAGCAGGGCGGAUUCUUGUCCAGAGAAGAGGAGGGCGUUUGGGAAGAUGAAGGAGGGAACGUCGGGUUUGGGCAUGACGAUGGCGUCGGCGGGUUCGGAAUAGGGGGUGGAAGCAAGGUGUAUGCACUGUGUGAGAUGGUGCUUGAGGAUUUAAAUAACUACGCAGAGUGUAUGAUACCAAUCGAUGACUCGAAUACGAUCAACCUGAAGCUGUUCCCUACGCGACCGCCUCCUCCGCCUAUCCUCGCGCAUCAAGUGCCCUUGCUCACCAUAUCUCUGUCAAGUCUCCAGCAACCCGUAUCCUCGGACCUCACUCUCAAUCGCAUACUACCAUACAUAAACGGUAUCAACUCGAUAGCCCAUAUAGCGCAACUGGCUGAUACCGAUCUCUCGUUGACAAGACGAGCCAUUCAACAUUUGGUAUAUUAUGGAUGUUUAAUACUAUUGGAUAUCUUCAGCUUCAGCGCCAUAUAUGCGCCAACAGCAGAGAUUGGUGAUUUCAUAAUGGAUGCAGAGGUUAAAGAGGAAUGUAUGCGCUACGUCAGCGUACCGAGAAUGAGACUUGGUUCAAACGCAAAGACAGCUCGGAUGGAUAGCGAAGUUUCAGAGAAGAGUAGGGACGAGCGUAGUUCGACCUCGUCUUUGUCAUCGCAGCAAAGCGAGACUGUCGGAUCUACGCUUAGGGUCUCAGAGUUCGAUAGUCACAUCGCCGCUCAAAAGAAGGAAGAGGAGGAGGAGAACGUAUGGCAGACGAGCCAUGAGACGUUGAUAACACUAUACACAUCGCUGCGACAAGGUCUCACUUUGAAGAACUGGGUGCUGGAGAAUCUGGAUCUUCUCACUGGCAUCGACGUACGCCGCUUCAUAACCUUCGGCAUCAUCAAGGGUUUCCUCUACCGUGUGCACAAGUACGCGAUAGCGACCUCAACGACCCUACCACCCGCACCACCAACGAGUCUGCAAACAAGUGCCGCGACAUCUCUCGCAAACCCCCGCGACUCAGACACCACCACAAUUCGCGGCAACGAACGAGUACACCAUUCCUCCCAACCAAGUAUUCAGACCCACGGUCACCACACUUCCCAAGCCAAUAUCCACACACAUCAUCCAUCCUUCUCGAUUCACAGACCGAGCGUUGCCUCUGCGAUGCCUGCGAACCACAAUCAUCUUCAACAACAGAACCCCCAACAUCUCAGUGUUUCGAAGGGUGAAGAACACCAAACCCUCGAGGGCUUGGUGAGGGAUAAGAGCGGGAGCGGGCUGCCUCUAUUGAGGUUCCUAGAUGGCAUGCAUUGUUUCGAUGAGAUAUGUACGGAGUUGGGACUGCCCGAACGUGUUGUUGAGGGGAAGGUACGGGGUAUGGGUGAAGGCGCUGGAGUCGUUGUUCAUCGAUAA